AUGGGCGAUGUCCUGGUCCAAUUUUACCGUGAUCGGCAUCGUUGCUCGUUGGGAUACCUUCGAGAUCUUCAUGGUUGGCAGGGACAGUAUGACAAGCUAGAGACAAAUCAUUUGUAUAUUCAGUGGCUUUUUCCGAAUUAUUUCCAGUCGCAGUUCAACACCACCGCGCCACAACUGAGCAAACCGGAAGCUCAUGUGUUCCGCAAUGACGGAGAGAUCGCACGAAAGUACAUCCAAUCCUACCGGCUGUUCCUGGACUUCCUGGGCCUGAGGCUGAUUGAUUCCGAAACCGGUGAAAUUGGUCGGGCCCCAAACGGCCGUGGCCGAUUGUAUGAAGCGUUAGUGCUCCGGCAUCACAACCACCUGCGGAUCAGACGCGUUUUGGCUUCCUUGGCAAUAACCGGGUUCGAACGGUACAUGAGCCCAUUGGUAAACCAUUUACGAUGGGAGAUUCUGGGAAUCAGUCUUCGUUCGAGAGAAAACGGCUUUUCCGUUCGACGGCGCAUGACAACUUUCUUGCGCCUCGUUCUCCCAGGUCGGGACAAGCCAGCUUUACGUCCUCUCCGAAAUAUACCUUCAGCUCUGGAGACUUGGGAGAAGUAUGUCGACGGAAAUUCUGCGAACCACUUCAAAAACACUCGUGCCUCCGAAGAAGACCGUGCAGAGUCGGUCUUUUUCGGGCGAGAUGUUACCACGCAGGCACCCGCGGAGCAGGUUGACGCUGGAAGCUCAAGUAGGCAGCCACGGCUCAAGCACGAGGGAGGGAAAUCAAUUUUCAGCAGACGGAUGGCGCGCACCGUCAUUUUCGCACAGGAUGACCAUGCCGCAGCAGAGUGCCUCGUGCCAUUGAGCAGCGGCCACCGUGUCCUCGGUGUGGGCAACGGUGCAAGCACAUCCAUCUUCGCAAGGCGCUGCGUGGAGCUGGGCUUCGGCUUUGCCAGCGCGCUGGAGCCGGAAGUUGUCGCGGGUGCCUUGGAGCGCUUCAAGCCGGAUGUCACCGUUCUGGUGCCAGAUCUCAGUGGCCAAAAUCCGGAGUCCUUCUGUGCUGGCGGCGGUCGCCAGUAUGUGAUGAAGGUGGGUUCUCCGAUGAAAGGAGCACCUUGGCCGGAGUUUGCACCCAUCUGGCUGCAGCAGGCGAAUAGCCGCGUCGCCAUUUGCAAAGCCUCUGGGGAAGAGGUGGGUGCAGAGCUUGUGGCCGUUGGCAAGGACGAGACAGCUUUGUCGCUGCGUGCCAAGCACGCGUUGGCUGGAGCCAGGCUUCUCAAAGUUCUUCUGGAGGAUGGUGAAGGUGCCAUGCCAAAGCUUGAGCUUGUAUCCUCCGCAAGCAAGCAGGCGCCACUUCAGAUCGACUUGAGUUGGGACGAGGAUUCCGUGGAUCGUUUCAUCCGAGCAUACCUUUUCCCUCCGCAUGAUCCUGCUGUGGUUGAAGUGCCUGCGAAGAAGGAGACCUACUUCAUCGAGAACAUGGAGCAAUUCAACGACUUCCGCAUGAAGGUCCUGGAAGAGGGCACUCGAGACGGAAACUUCACGAAUCGAAGUUAUGCAGCAGAUACGCAUUGGUACUCCAACGUCGGUGGCAGCAUUGUCAAGAUGGGGGAUUCCGACAUUCACAUGCCGCUGAAAACCUCCGAGAAGAAGCACAAGGCCAUCAUCCCUGGGGCUGCCAUUGGCGCCCGGAAGAAGCUGCGAAUGAACGAGCCACUCAUUGGGCCCAAUGCAGAGCGCUACUGCAGUGGGGCUUUGGCAUCUGGUUGGAUCGGCUUGGGGCCCGAGUGGUCUCAAGCUGGCAAGCACAGAAGCAGCAACUUUGAUGUGGCCGUGAAGGCCAUGAGCACGGCACUGCCCACGGAGACAGGGGCCCUGCCCGUGGCUUCAGGUAUUUGCAACGAGAGCACAGCCUUCGAUCACCUGCUCGAAGGCCCGCCACACCCCAAUGUUGUGGAGCUGGUUGGUCGAUUCGAGGGUCUCGGCAGCGAGGAUGAGCAGGUGCACUACUUUGUCACAGAACUUCUGGCAGGAGGUUCUUUGGAGGACUGCCUGCAGGCAGAUGGUAUGGAAGAGGCGACAGCGCGGAGCAUCAUCAGGAGUGUCUGCCAGGGACUGGCCAGCCUGCAUGACCAAGGCGUCGUGCAUCGGGAUCUCAAGCCUGGAAACGUGCUUUUCAGCAAGGGGGAGGAGGAUCCGAAGCUUAUCGAUUUCUCGCAUGCCGCGCUGGUCAGUGGCGACGAGGAGACGUUGACCGGGGAGCUCGGAACUCGAGGUUACGUGGCUCCGGAGGUGCUCUCUGAGCGGCCCUAUGGAAAGAAGUGCGACGUGUUCUCCCUUGGCUGCACUGUGCAUGCGCUCCUCAGUGGCCGUCCGCCGCGAAGGCAUCUUCGGGUUGGCUUUGUGCAACAACUGCCAAGCUCCGUUUCACCCUCCGCCCGCCGCUUCGUGGAGGCCCUCCUGACCGUCGAUCCGAGAAGCCGCCCCUCGGCCAGGGAGGCCUUGGCGGAGAGGUGGCUGCAGGAGGAGUGA
Messenger RNA from Symbiodinium sp. CCMP2456, 2517 nucleotides. Lineage: Eukaryota; Dinophyceae; Suessiales; Symbiodiniaceae. The record is from the annotation of a GenBank genome assembly.